GAGAUAGCGCGCAAACUAAAGCAAACAUUAACUAUCAAGCUAGUUAGUACCUAUUCCAUUUAUGUGGCGUCGUCAAAGAUGGAAUCUUUGCUAUCGUCAGUUUAUUCCAAGAUCAGCAUGCAGCUGUAGUGCUUCGACGUCCCUGUGAUAAGGUUAGCGACAAACUGAAGUCCAAAUUGAACAGAACAGAACUACACUCUCUUCUACCAUUGUCUUAAAUAUAUAUAUAAUGGUCUCGUUGCAAAAGAUAAAUUGUCGCUAGUGAACUUUUUUUAUUUUAUUUUAUUUCACCUUUAUUUAACCAGGUAGCAAAGAUUAUAGCAAACACACAGAAACGGAAUUGGUGCUCGCUAGCUUUACAAAUUCAGCUAUUGUUGGAAGCCAGCCAAUAUGAAACAAACUAUGUUAAAAUUACAAAAGGUUGCAGCAUGUGUUGUGUAAAUGUGUGUGUGUGCAGCUAGGCCAGCCAGCCAGGUAGAAAAAUGGCAGAAAAAAGUAAGAAGACGGACAUCAGAGUAUUUGUCAGUACACCAAAACGCAUAGUAAGAACUCUAGUAGCCUAAUAUCUCAAAGACUAGUUGAUAAAAUGUUCAUAAGAAAGAAGUGAAAUGCUAAUGGAAAUGUUUCACAAUGAUGUCAUUAGGCAGAGCAGGCAACAGAUGGGACACAGACAGCAGAGCUGGGGACAGAUAUGCAGGGACAGAUUGGCAGAGACAGGGAGUCUCAGCACCAUGGCCAGCAUUCUACUGCUUUUCCUCGCCGCCUCCUGCUGCGCAUGUCUCUGUCUCGCUGACGACGACACCUCGUUGGAGUUUGAGACUCGCGCUCUAGAAUUCCCCCACAAAUCACAAGAAGAGAAGGAUCUGAUUGAAGCUUUGCAAGAAGUUCUGGAGAAACUGAAGAACAAACAGAUGCCGCUAUCAGAAAAGAAGCUCGGCUGGCUGCCGUCGUGUGACGCGGGCGAGCAGUGCGCUGUUCGCAAGGGUGCGCGUGUCGGAACGCUGUGCGGGUGUCCGCGUGGGACGACCUGCAACUUCUAUGUCCUCAAGUGUUUGUAAGAAGAGGAGAGAAAAGGAUGAACAGUGUAGGGAGGGGAGCAGAGAGAAAUAGGAGAGAGAGAACAGAAGCUUUUUCCUCAUUCUGUGGAUCACAUUCAGAUCGUGGAACGUUCAGACAGAAAUAUUGUAUGUUGAACAGACAUGUCUCUAUCUGACAUGUAAAGUAAAUAGGAAUCAUAUCAGCUUUACUUUCAGUAUGUUGCCCUCUCCCGUCCUGAACGUGACCCUGGUGUGUAAUGGAGGGUUUGUUGUCUAACAUAAAGGUGGUAUCCCAAAUAACAAUCUAUUCCCUAUAAUGCACUAUUUUGACCAGAGUCCUAUGUGUCAGUCCUAUGUUGCUUCAGUCAAAAGUAUUGCACUUUAUAGGGAAUAGGGUGUCAUUUAAGACACUACCCAACUUGUUCCCUUCAUCUGUGCUCUCUGCUGUCUCGUCUAAUUUGACUAAGUACAAAGAAAUUCAAUGUGAUUAAUAAAGUCCUUGAUUUACA
Salvelinus fontinalis (brook trout) is the source of this 1546-nucleotide messenger RNA. Its product is annotated as cocaine- and amphetamine-regulated transcript protein-like. The record is from RefSeq and is a predicted model, not a curated record. Gene Ontology annotation, molecular function: neuropeptide hormone activity. The coding region runs from base 609 to 1058 and encodes 149 amino acids. NCBI's taxonomy places the organism in Eukaryota, Metazoa, Chordata, Actinopteri, Salmoniformes, Salmonidae. Gene Ontology annotation, biological process: cellular response to starvation; negative regulation of appetite; G protein-coupled receptor signaling pathway. The transcript is spliced from 4 exons.